Medioppia subpectinata is the source of this 530-nucleotide messenger RNA. NCBI's taxonomy places the organism in Eukaryota, Metazoa, Arthropoda, Arachnida, Sarcoptiformes, Oppiidae. The record is from the annotation of a GenBank genome assembly.
AAUGCAUUCAAACGUCUCUAUAGUUAUAGUAAUAGUUGUGUUGUUUUGAGAUAUGAAUUGAAUUACAUUUGAUUUGAACACCGAUUGACACAUCAGUGAUGGAAAGUGUGGACAUUAUUACACUCUUCUAUGACUACAAAGAUGUCUGCUAUCAACGGCUCCGACAGACCGAUAGCCAUGAGUCCCAAGAGUCAAAAGUGGUGUUUAUGGAGACAACGAUUGAAGAGCUUUUAGACCAAAACCUAUUACUUAUCGAAACGAUCGUUGAAUUGCAAAAAGAGGCCAAAAAUAGAUGCCAUGAAAUGGACAAAAGAUUGGCCUUAAGUGCCAACAAAACCGAAGAAGUUGUUUUGGCGUUAAAUAAAUACGAGAAAGACAUCAAAACGAUCGUGAAUUCGCGGAUCUCGUCCAUAGAGGCGGCGGAUGUGGUCGAAGAACUCAAUUCUCAUAUCUGUGCCGUCGAUAUCGAGAACAACUAUCUUAGGGAACAGAACGACAAUUUGAAACACGAUUUGAGUUCUUUGAUAGAA